UCCUGGGGUAACUGGGGUAACUGGGGGCUGUUCCUGGGGUAACUACAGGGGGCAGGGGGCUGCGGUAGGGUUUUGGGGUCUGGACAAGGGUCGCGGCCGCUCCUCCCACGGCCGCGCUCCUUUGGGGCAUCUCAGCAGCCCGUGCCCUGGGACAAAGCCCCCUCCCCAAACCCCCCCCCUCCAGCGUCCCCUGCGUGGUCUCAGCGGGUUGGGGGGGGCUCUGGGGGGGAGCUUCUGGGGGGAUCCAGGCCCGUUCCGGUGCCGGCAGGGGCACCCAGCUGAGGUUUUCGGGCUCACACGUAAGGAAAUCUUUGUUUUUUUCCACAGAGGCUUUCCGCUUCACGUAGCGUUUCUCACCGCUCGAGCGUUUCGGGGUGGGACGGCGAGCCGAGCAGCGCUGAGUUAAUUCUCUUUUACAGCAUUUUCAGGCUGCUGAGGUCGUCCGGGCGUUAGAGGCACCGACUUCUGCACGUCGAGCCGCCAGGAAGAGCAGCCCGGGAGAAGCGCGAGGUGCCGUUUUGGAGGGAUUUCCUUUGAGAGGAUUACCCUAACGCCACGCCGUCGCCGUGCGAGGAAAACACGCUUAACUGCUGCUGCACGUAACCUGGAGGAGAACACGUUUCUGAUUGAGUCAGUUGUCGUGACCUAGGCGGCUCAGACCUUGCGUUUUUCUCACCAUCUGCCUCUCUUUUGUCACACCCCGUGGACAGUAGAAACCCUGGCAGGGGGUUUCUCCAAAGGUUUUCCCUUUGGAGAGCUGCCUAUCGACCGGUAACCAAAAAUUCCUCUGGCUCCUGGUACAGAGCAAACAGCCACCUGCGGAGGCAGUGACCCACCCCGGCAAGAGGGUGGCGGUGGCUCAGGACUGAAUCUGCUCUUCUCGUUUGAAGGGAGGCCUUUAAUUUCAUUUCUCGGUGGAACUGAGAGCCGCCAGCUCAAGCCCACGUUCAUUUCUCGUGGUUAACAUCAAAGCCUCGGUCCUUUGGCUGGGCUCAGGUGGAUUUUAAGGCAAGAUCCAGCGGUUUGUGCCUGGUGCUGUGUAGGUGGUCGUAAAGAGACCGAGACUGUGCCAGUUUUGUGCAGUCAGUACAAUUCUUGCAAGAUUUUCAGGUCACUGUUUGCUGCAGUUAAAUUCUCUUCCCUGCCCGCUCCUUUGCCCCACGGUGUGAGCGCUUUGUGCCUCCUGAUCUCUCCACCCACUGCCUCCGGGGCGUGAGGGGGGAGAGUUAAGGUGCAGAGGCUGGCACGCGGUUUGGGACGCAAGGUGCUCUUCUCCACAAGAAAUACCGACGCAGGGCAAUCUCUCGUUUCCCUCCUGCCCACAGCUCUGCUCCAGGAGCCCCUUUCCCUCGCCGUUUGCCUGCUGAUGCCCCCGCUGCCCGCCCAGGCGGCGCAAUGAAGAUCGUGGUCGCCAAAGUGCUGUGUCUGCUGGGCAUCUGCGUCCUCAUGCUGGCCGGCUCCCUCCUCCCCGUCAAGAUAAUCGAGGCGGAUUACGAGAAGGCUCAUCGCUCCAAGAAGGUCAUCGCCCUCUGCAAUUCCUUUGGAGGAGGGGUCUUCCUGGCCACCUGCUUCAACGCCUUGCUGCCGGCCGUGAGAGGAAAGCUUGAUGAAGUUCUUAAGCAAGGGAACGUGACCACGGACUACCCUGUGGCUGAGACCAUCAUGAUGGUCGGCUUCUUCGUCACGGUCUUCGUGGAGCAGCUCGUCUUGACCUUCCAGAAGGAAAAGCCCUCCUUCAUAGACCUGGAGACCUUCAACGCCGGUUCGGAUGUCGGGAGCGACUCAGAAUACGAGAGCCCCUUCAUAGCCUCGUCCCGCGGGCGCACGCUGUACGGCGAGCACGGCCAUCACUCCCACGGCCUGAACGUCCAGGAGCUCUCCCGCUCCAGCCCCUUGCGGCUGGUCGGCCUGGUCUUUGCUUUGUGCACGCACUCCAUCUUCGAGGGACUGGCGCUGGGCUUGCAGGAGGAAGGCGGCAAAGUCCUGAGCUUGUUCCUGGGCGUUGCCGUCCACGAGACGCUGGUGGCGGUGGCGCUGGGCGUCAGCAUGGCCAAGGCCUCGCUGCCCAUGAAGGACGCGGCGAAGAUGGCCGUGACGGUGAGCCUGAUGAUCCCCCUGGGCAUUAGCAUCGGGAUGGGGAUCGAGAGCGCCCAGAGCGCCGCCAGCAACAUCGCCUCGCUGCUCCUGCAAGGCGUCGCGGGGGGAACUUUCCUCUUCAUCACCUUCUUUGAGAUCCUGGCCAAGGAGCUGGAGGACAAGAACGAUCGCCUGCUGAAGGUCCUCUUCCUGGUGCUGGGCUACGCCGCGCUGGCGGGGCUGGUCUUCUUCAAGUGGUGAGGACGGGAGCGGUGGGGAGCCAACCUCACCUCCUGCCCCUUGCGGCCGGCCCCGAGACGAGCCUGCCGUCAGCCAAGGGAGGACGCUGGAGCUUGGCAGCCACAUGAAACAUCCCGGCCCAGGAGGUGUUUCGGCACUGACCCGAAGGAGGAGGAUUUUCUCCUCUGCGCUCGGAGGGAGAGGAAAACGAGGAGCGUCCCAGCGUAGGUGUCACGAGGCGCCGUCCCUGCCCCUCGGGUCUGCGGGUGCAGCAGCCUGUGCAGAGGUUACUGGAAACAAACACUGCGAGGCUGGUUCUGAGGCUGCCUUCCCAGAGCUCGUCAGGCACGUCGUUUCCUGUUGAUCUGCACAGCCGGCCCCCUUCCUCCCUCCCCUCACACCCCUUGCAAAAACUCCGGCCGAGCCUCGGCUUCCUUCACACCCAGGCUCUGAGGAGGUGAGAAACCGUAACCGAAAUAAAGUCAGCGGCAGGUGGGAUCGCGGCUCGCACAGCUGCGCUAAGCUGCUUUUGCUAGCUUGGUUUUGAGCAAAACCUGGUUGUAAUAGCUGCCAAAAAUAACAUCCCUUCUGGGGCUGCUCGGUAUGACUGUUGCCACAGCUCCCGCUGAGCCGAGCUUCCAUUUUAACCCACAAAUGGCUCCGGGAGCUUUUCUUUCUCAGAGUGAUUAACGGCAGAAACGAGGCUGGGCCGUGCCCCAUCCCGUGCUUCGUUCUCCUCGCCUCAUCCGUGUGUUGCGCGUUCCCUGAAGAAAACCUGCGGCCGUGUCAGUGCAUCGUUGGAGAGUUCUCACGUCCGUACCUGAAGCCCGGGAUCCGUUAGCGCGUAAGAAAUGGGCGGCAGCAAUUUCCAGCAUUAAUAUUUCAGGGCAAGCGCUCGCGUUUGAAUCGUCUGCAGUGAAAUGGGUCGAGCGGCCUCCACCAGGCGCAGCUGCAGGGCUGCUCCCCGGCCUCAGCCCCGGCUGGCAGCGGGCUCCUGCACCUGGGCGACGCGCGAGCCGCGUUACGGCGACCGUGCGGGGCGCUCUGCCGGUGUUUUCAAAGGAGAAGAGGAGAAAUCUCUUCCCCCCCCCCCCCCCCGGGGUUUGUGAGCCGCAGGGCUGAUUAAGGCAGUCGCUAUCUGACUGCGCGCAAGCCGAUCUCGCUGCGCCUCCGAGGCGCGCGUCCCCGGGGGAGCUCGGCGUGCCUGGAUCCCGCGGCGAUCCCUCGUGUUCGGGAGCUCGGAUCAGAGGCUGGCAGCAAGAGCGUGCCCCCUCCGCUCCCCACCCCCCCCGGCCGCGCUGCUCCUCCUCGCAGGAGAUGCAUUUUAAUUAGACGCGGCCAUCGCUCCUGCCGCAGCUCCCCCAGGCAGAGCAGAGCUUGUGCAGGCGCUGAUGGAAUUAUAACGACGUUAUAGAGCCGGCCGAGCUGCGGCGCAGCCCCUGCUACAACCGAGGCGAGCAGCGAGGAGAGGAGCGGGGAGGCUGUGAAACGGCAUCUUGGAGCAGUGGUUGGCACAGCUGCAGCAUAUGGAAGCUGAUGGGGAUCGUCUGACAGGGCCUGGUGCUCGGCCUUUUAAUUGCUGCAACGUACCAAAGUCAAUUAAUCUUGCUUUGAAAAACCUGGAGCGGGAAGGGGGGGGGGGGGGGGUGGUUUAUUUGGGGCCUCCGAUGACACAAAUUAGCAGGGCCUGACGAGAAUGUAAUUUGCCUCGACGUGGUGAACCUGUGUGUGUUAUUUCACCUCCCCCAGCAGCCCGGGGCGGGCGUGCGGGGCCUGCUGCUUUCUGCUGCUCACCGACCGCCGCUCGUCCCGGGCAGGUGGGAUGCUGGAUCCUUUUUUUCUGCCUCCAUCUCCCGUGUCGUUUUGUUUUCGCAGCUACUGGCUCUAUUUGUAGGGGUCCUUCCCCCAGCUGGGGGGGCGGAGGGGUCUCACAGAGCAUCACCGCCGCCCCCCAUGGCAGGUGGGGCGGCUGUGGGCAGUUUGGUGGGGGGGGGGGGGACGCGCUGGAUCCCCGGUUUUCCACCUUUUUUUGUCCCGAUGGGGUGUGGGAGCAGGCAGCAGGGAGCAGCCUGGCCGGGGGCCACACGGCUGGGGGGGGGGUCCCUGGCACCAGGGGGGGCUUUGCCUGUCACUGACAGCCGGCUCCUGCCUUUGGAGGAGGAAGAAACCUGAUGUGCUGCUCCCAAUAAACACCCUGCCCUUCUC
Molecule: messenger RNA, 4521 nt
Organism: Cygnus olor (mute swan)
Lineage: Eukaryota; Metazoa; Chordata; Aves; Anseriformes; Anatidae
Gene: SLC39A3
Product: solute carrier family 39 member 3
Exons: 4
Coding region: 1396-2337 (313 amino acids)
Biological process (GO): zinc ion transmembrane transport
Cellular component (GO): plasma membrane
Molecular function (GO): zinc ion transmembrane transporter activity
Source: RefSeq, a predicted model, not a curated record